AUGGACGUCAUCGCUAUCGUCGUCAAAAUGCAAAAAGCUGCCAUCAAAUUUGAGGAAGAGACUGGUAAUCACGGAGCCGUUGCCAUUAUCGAUACCGAUUUUGCCUCUGAUAUCCUCUCAUGUGGUGAAUCCGACUUGUCAGAUGAUUCCAAGAUGCGCCGACAGGAGGCGGAAGUGGGAAAGACUGCCAACAGGGUCGUUGGAUUUCAAUGGCGAAGUGUCGAUGACUCGAGCUCAGAGGUUGCGAAGGACGUAGCUGUGGACCCACCUACCGUUCAAGAUGAUCAAAUGUCAGCGGCAGCAGAUAACGUUGCUGAAUCCAGGACCGAACGUCCCUCCAAGCGCCGAAAAACAGUCACGCGUGCUCUAACGCGCCCUGAAAAGAUGCACAAGAAAGUUUGGGAUGUUGCGCCGGACAAGCUGAGUGACCGCAAGCCAGCUUCGGGUAAGAAUUCGGCACCGUUCGCGAACAUGGUCAGCAACGAGUGGAAAGAAGAGCAUCAUGAUAUGAAGGUCCUGGAGGGAGUACCGUGGUUGAAAGGGUUUUAUGAGCAAUUAAAAGACUCGGAUGACAUUCUUGAGGAGGAUCGUACCUAUCUGCAGGAACUCGAUGAGUGGCACCUGUAG
This is a messenger RNA of Suillus subalutaceus, 627 nucleotides long. RefSeq lists its product as uncharacterized. The record is from RefSeq and is a predicted model, not a curated record. Lineage: Eukaryota; Fungi; Basidiomycota; Agaricomycetes; Boletales; Suillaceae. The transcript has 3 exons. Bases 1 to 627 code for a protein of 208 amino acids.